Molecule: messenger RNA, 447 nt
Organism: Penicillium argentinense
Lineage: Eukaryota; Fungi; Ascomycota; Eurotiomycetes; Eurotiales; Aspergillaceae
Product: GFA family protein
Exons: 2
Coding region: 1-447 (148 amino acids)
Molecular function (GO): carbon-sulfur lyase activity
Source: RefSeq, a predicted model, not a curated record
AUGGCUGAGAAUUGCUUGACUGGCGCCUGCCUCUGCAAGAGCAUAGCAUACCAUAUUAUUUUGCCCACGUCAGAGUCAUUCCCUAAAGUGAUUAUUUGUCACUGCACCAAUUGCAAACGCUAUACCGGCUCCAGCUUUUCCGCCAAUAUCAUCGUACCGCAAUCUAGUUUAAAGUACAUCAAGGGGUCACCCAAGUUGUAUUCGGAUUGCAGCAAUAAGGGCGGGCAGGUAUUGCGCGAGUUCUGUCCUGAUUGCGGUACGCCAUUCACAUCACGAUCAAACGAUGAUAAAGAAGUCAUCGCGGUGAAGUCGGGAACACUCGAUGAAGAGCACCGACUUAAUUGUGCGAAAUUAGCAACAGAAAUCUACUAUCAUCGAAAGGAUAAAUGGGUGGACGAAAUGGGAAAUGAGGAUGUUCAGAGGAUCAAUGGUAGCAUGGGUCUUUAG